UAGUAGCUCGUGCCCGAGUCGUGGGAAGAUAGAGUUGAUAUUAUUAUACAUGUGCUAUUUGAUCACAUGCAGAGAAUGAUUGAUGGGGCACUUCGAAUAAUUCGAAUUCCUCAGCUAUUCCUCAGUAUUCAAGUCCUGUUUUCCUAGGUGCUGCUUCCCAGAAUGGUUCGAGCGUGGUAUAUGGAUUCGUCUGCUGACGAUCAGCGACUACCGCACCAAUGUGAGCCGCCGAAACCUGUCGCACUUGACGAGCUGAGGGAUCUGACUGGGGUUCUACAUUGGCAGAUUGACGCUGAUCGCUAUGAGGAGGAGGGCAAGCUAGCAGGGAUUCAGAAAGAGCGUGGCUAUUCAUACACAGAUGUCAUCACUGUGUCACCGGAGAAGCUGCAGAAUUAUGAAGAAAAGAUCAAGAACUUCUUUGAGGAGCACCUGCACAGCGACGAGGAAAUCCGCUUUGUAAUGGAUGGCAGCGGUUACUUUGAUGUGCGGGACAAGCACGAUCAGUGGAUCCGCAUUGAGUGCGUCAAGGGCGAUAUGAUUAUCCUCCCAGCAGGAAUGUACCACCGGUUUACAUUGGAUGAAAAGAACUUUAUCAAAGCCAUGCGUCUGUUUGUCGGUGAACCUGUCUGGACACCCAUCAAUCGGCCCUGUGACGAACAUCCGGCCCGCUUGGGCUACCUCAAGUCUCUCGCUUAACCUCAGCUUUGCUCCGCUUCCGAAUUUUACUGUGCCGCUGCUCCAGCUGGCUCGCCAUGGCCGAUAGUAGCUCCAGUGUUUUUGCUUUGAGGGCCCGCACAGCGUGCUAUAUCUGUAGCUUUCGUUACCUCCUUUCUUCUCUCCUUUUUUGUAAGACUCUCAUGAAACUCACUCGCCGUGACCCAGUAUGCAUUGAAAUUACUGCAAAACUCUGUCAACUGAUACUUAGGAAGUCACUCAUGAAACUAGUCAGGUAGCACAUGCUGGCCAUGCAAUGCCGCCAAUAGAAAGUAACAUGCUGUUACAGUUUACAAGGAUCAAAUCAGACAUGUGUGACAUUCGCACGGGCGGUUUUCUCAUAUUUGCUGGUCUUAUAUGGGCAAUAUUUGUGCAGUGCACCAUGCCUUUCAGACGCUCAAUUUUGACAGUCUUUGUACUUCAGCUUUCUCGAUCACUGUGAGUUACGCUAUGCUGUUGGGUACUUAACUCUGCGCUUCUUUUGAUCAAAUUUGAACAGCAAGCUUUACCGGGGGGUUACCUCUGAAUUAAAUUAUUUGGUUUUAUGUUCCACUGAAGCACUGGACGUAUAUACGAUGUA
Molecule: messenger RNA, 1294 nt
Organism: Sycon ciliatum
Lineage: Eukaryota; Metazoa; Porifera; Calcarea; Leucosolenida; Sycettidae
Product: acireductone dioxygenase-like
Exons: 4
Coding region: 163-696 (177 amino acids)
Molecular function (GO): acireductone dioxygenase [iron(II)-requiring] activity
Source: RefSeq, a predicted model, not a curated record